CUUGUCUUUCCACCCUAGAAAUCCUGGAGGGAGGACCGAAAUGUAGCAUGGAGCCAAUAAUGAGCCUGUCUUUUUAUUUAACUAUGAUUACAUGUCAAUCAAUGUCUGAUUCUGUUUCACUAGGCCAGUUCAUGCAGGAGCCAAAGAUACACAUCUUCAAUGAGAGACCGGGAAAGGACCCUGAGAAGCCAGAGGCCAGCAUGGAAGUGAAGGGGCAGAAGCUGAUUGUCACCAGGGGCGUACAGAAAGACUACAGAACGGAUCUCGUGUUUGGAACGGACGUUACCUGCUGGUUUGUGCACAACAGUGGAAAAGGAUUCAUCGACGGCAUUACAAGGAUUACUUCGUGCCUCAGCUCUAUAGCUUUCUCAAACGGCCUUGAAGGUUUAUAG
This is a messenger RNA of Nomascus leucogenys (northern white-cheeked gibbon), 392 nucleotides long. Its product is annotated as inter-alpha-trypsin inhibitor heavy chain H2-like. Gene Ontology annotation, molecular function: serine-type endopeptidase inhibitor activity. The coding region runs from base 48 to 392 and encodes 114 amino acids. The record is from RefSeq and is a predicted model, not a curated record. Lineage: Eukaryota; Metazoa; Chordata; Mammalia; Primates; Hylobatidae. The transcript is spliced from 2 exons. Gene Ontology annotation, biological process: hyaluronan metabolic process.